Syngnathoides biaculeatus (alligator pipefish) is the source of this 446-nucleotide messenger RNA. Its product is annotated as cartilage intermediate layer protein 1-like. The coding region runs from base 127 to 429 and encodes 100 amino acids. Lineage: Eukaryota; Metazoa; Chordata; Actinopteri; Syngnathiformes; Syngnathidae. The transcript is spliced from 5 exons. The record is from RefSeq and is a predicted model, not a curated record.
CCAUUAUGGACAAUCUUGCCAUCAUUUACUUGGUCACCUGACUGCUAAAGGGCGCGAAGAAACCCCAUAUAAAGGAGUCACAGACUCCGCCUAUGUGUGCACUUCUACUGAGAGGACGGCUUUAGGAUGCAGCAUCGUUUGAACGGCGAAAAAACUCCACCCGUUGCUGCAAAAAUGACACUUUCAAUAAUCAAAUGGUUGUUCACACUCGUGCUCCUUCAUUCUGGGAAUCUCAUGGAAGUCAGUGGUGACCAAUGCUGGACUCUGUGGUUUGAUCGUGACAACCCCUCUGGUAGCGGAGAUUUUGAAACUCUUCCUGAGUUGUUGAAAGAAAACCCUGAGAAGAUCUGUAAGCGUCCAAUUGAAAUUGAGGUCCAAACUGCAUCUGGAGCCAUUGUGAGUUCAACAGGCGACGUCAUUCAUGUGUAAGUACAAAUGUUGACAAA